This is a messenger RNA of Anas platyrhynchos (mallard), 2496 nucleotides long. It is a transcript of the gene LHX8, whose product is annotated as LIM homeobox 8. NCBI's taxonomy places the organism in Eukaryota, Metazoa, Chordata, Aves, Anseriformes, Anatidae. Gene Ontology annotation, molecular function: DNA-binding transcription factor activity, RNA polymerase II-specific; RNA polymerase II transcription regulatory region sequence-specific DNA binding. Gene Ontology annotation, cellular component: nucleus. Gene Ontology annotation, biological process: neuron differentiation; regulation of transcription by RNA polymerase II; forebrain neuron development. The record is from RefSeq and is a predicted model, not a curated record.
AAGGGUGGAAACAUAACGAGAAGUUUAAUUAAAAACACCUGUCUAGUUAAGUACGUGCAGAGAAGCAGAUACCCCGAAUAUUUACCUCACCUGCGAUGGACAAGCUGUUGCUUUAUUCCCCUGAAACGUCCCGAGUACGCUAGCAGUAUUUGGUUUGGGGGGGUGGGAGGGGGACGACACGACACGACACACACUCUCUGUGGGGAAUGUGUACGCGGAAAAAGCAUACAAGUAACCCACAAGUAACCCCCUCCGCUAAGAAAAAUGUUCUAGUUCUCCGGAGAGAUGUGAACAGCCGGCUCCUAGAAGCCUCUGUCCACAGCGUGAACAAAGACACGGAUGUUAAUUAGCAACAUCCGUGAUCUUUGAGGCUUAAUUUCAGAACCGGAGUAAUGCUACAGCCUUUGGCCAGCUCAGAUGUUCUCUCUUUAGCUUAAUGAGAAAGGUUUUGUAAUGGGACCUUGGAAACGCAGAGAAGUGUAGAAACAGCAAAACAGAUUUAGGAGUUGUGAGCCUCUCUAAGCUAUACGAAUGCGAUCGGGCUUUAGGUUUCAGCAGGACGGAAAAACCUUUCCCGUUCACACGUAGCCUUUCUGUCGCGUUUUUCUUUGCUAAUACGGAGAGAGAUGUAACUCGAAUCUUUGUUUAGACUGGAGGGAGAGAGAAGCCGCAGCAAACGCUGAAGAGAAACGGGAGGGGCGGGGGUGUCCUCUGGUGUUUUUUCUUUUUCUUUUUUUCUUUUUUUUUUUUUGGCUGGCUGAACAAAACCUGGCGCGGGCUCUCUGGUGCAGAUAACGAUCUCGCUCUGUUCAGAAGGCGGGUUUUGCGCAGGAGGCGCUGAGAGCAGAGACCCGGAGCAGGGUCCCCGGAGCAGCCUCAUCGCGCCCCCGCCGCGGAGCUGGUAUGCGGUAGGGUAGUGCCAUGUAUUGGAAGAGCGACCCGAUGUUCGUGUGCAGGCUGGAUGACAAGGAUCUUCCUGCGCUCGGCGGCCCCUCGGAGAAGGCGAGCCCCGCGGCGGCCGACGAGGACUCCUGCUCUUCCUCCGCCGCGCUGUCGCCCUCCUCCUCGCCACGGUCCAUGGCCUCGGGCUCCGGCUGCGCCCCCAACAAGUGCGUGUGCAGCAGCUGCGGCCUGGAGAUCGUGGACAAAUACCUGCUGAAGGUAAACGACCUCUGCUGGCAUGUGCGCUGUCUCUCAUGCAGUGUCUGCAGAACGUCUCUAGGAAGGCAUACCAGCUGUUACAUCAAAGAUAAAGAUAUCUUCUGCAAACUUGAUUAUUUCAGGCGGUAUGGCACCCGCUGUUCCCGCUGUGGGAGGCACAUUCAUUCUACUGACUGGGUCCGGAGGGCUAAAGGAAAUGUAUAUCACUUGGCGUGUUUUGCCUGCUUCUCCUGCAAAAGACAACUUUCUACUGGAGAGGAAUUUGCUUUGGUCGAAGAGAAAGUCCUUUGUAGAGUACAUUAUGACUGCAUGUUGGACAAUCUGAAAAGAGAAGUUGAAAAUGGUAAUGGGAUUAAUGUGGAAGGAGCAUUGCUAACAGAACAGGAUGUUAAUCAUCCAAAGCCAGCAAAAAGAGCUCGGACCAGCUUCACAGCAGAUCAACUCCAGGUUAUGCAAGCACAGUUUGCUCAGGACAACAAUCCAGAUGCACAAACACUUCAGAAACUGGCAGAAAGAACAGGCCUGAGCAGGCGUGUUAUACAGGUGUGGUUUCAAAAUUGUAGAGCACGCCAUAAGAAACAUGUUAGUCCAAAUCAUUCAUCUACUGCUCCUGUCACAGCAGUUCAGCCCUCCAGGCUGUCUCCACCCAUGUUAGAAGAAAUGGCGUACUCAGCAUAUGUACCCCAAGAUGGGACUAUGUUAACUGCUCUACAUAGUUAUAUGGAUGCUCAUUCACCUACAGCUCUUGGACUCCAGCCUUUGCUACCCCAUUCAAUGACACAACUGCCAAUAAGUCAUACCUAAUUCCUUUCUGUCAGGGAUAUAAGCUAUUAAGGAUGUAAUCUUAAGUCAUUUAUUGUAUAUGAAAAAUAUCAUUGGAAAGAUAUUAAUGUUAACUUUUUAUUUAACAUAUAAAGCAUUUUCAAGACCACUUUUGCUGCCCAGGUAUGUAAGUAUGUAUUUAGCCUGCAAGACACUUUUAUGGAUUCUGCAUAAAUAAAUAUUACAUUGUUUACAAGCCUUAUUAAACACCUUUUUGUAUUGUCUGGAAGUAGUCCACUCUAGUUAUGUAUUUGUUAAUUUAUUUGUCAUCAAAAGAGCACUUUGCCUAAAAGAAAGGACUGACAAUUGUGCAAAAUGUUUACAAUUAUUUGUGAAAUUGUAGUUUAUCAUUUUAGUUUGUAUCUGUAAGUUAUUGCUAAAAGUAUUACCUGUAUUUGAGUUGUAUACAGCCUAUAUGUUAAAGCUUAUUUCUGUGAGUUUACAAAAAAUUUUGUUGCAAAUAUUUUCAACGUGAACUAAAUAAAGUUUCUGCUGUAGCAUGCUAAGCAAAAA